AUACUUUAUGUGACCGGAAAAUUAAAUAGCAAGUUUGUGUUGAUAUUAUUCGCGAUUCUAUUUGGAUUCGUUUUCGUUCCAAAGUUUUUAAAGAAACAAUUUAGAAAUAAUCUCGUUCUUAAGCCUGGAACCGAUCUUCGAAAGUUAUGGGAAAAAGCUCCAUUUGCGGUUACAUUUAAGGUUUACAUUUUCAACAUCACUAAUGCCGAUGUCGUCUUGAUGGGAGGAAAACCUCAUGUUGAGCAGAUUGGUCCCUACAUUUUCGAUGAAUGGAAAGAGAAAAUUGAUUUGGUGGAUAAUGAAGAGGCGGAUACCGUCGCUUUUGAUAUGGUGAAUACUUUUAUAUUCCGUCAAGAUUUAUCAGAUGGAUUGACAGGCAAUGAGAUUGUGACAAUCCCGCAUUUGUUAAUUAUGGGAGGAUUAAUUGCCGUUCAAAGAGAUAAAGAACCAUUACUUGAAAUGGCAACCAAAGCAAUGACAACAAUUUUCAAGCCGAAAUCUCCUUUUCUGACAGCACCAGUAAUGGAUAUUUUAUUCAAUGGCGUUGGAAUCGAUUGCAGCUCAGAGGAAUUUGAAGCAAUGUCGUUCUGCAAAGCUUUAGAAAACGAAAAGCCUAUUAAAGUUGUUAACGACACGUAUCUAAAGUUCUCUGUUAUGGGUGGCGCGAAUGCAACGAGCAUGGGUCGUUUCGAAGUUUUCCGAGGGAUUAAAGACAUAAUGCAAUUAGGUGAAGUUGUAAAGUUUGAUGAUGAAGAAGAAGUUGAUGCAUGGGAUGGUGAAUGUAAUGAAAUCAUUGGAACUGAUAGUACAAUUUUUGCUCCAUUCCAUGACAAAAAAGAUAUUUUGUAUGCUUUUGCACCUGAUUUGUGUCGUUCACUUGGCGCUGAAUAUUUAAAACCGUCGUCAUACAAUCACGUCCCUACUGGAUAUUAUUCCAUGAACUUUGGCGACAUAAAGGGUGAUCCUCGUCAACAUUGCUUCUGUCGUGACCAGGACGUUGAAAAAUGUCCACCAUCGGGUACAUUAGACUUAUACCCUUGCACUGGAGCGCCCUUAAUCGCUUCGAAGCCCCAGUUUUUGGAUGCCGAUGAAACGUUAGCUAAAAAUAUUGACGGAUUGAACCCGAAUCGAGCUGAACAUGAUAUAUUUUUGCAUCUCGAAAUGAUGACAUCGACUCCGUUAUCGGCUGCCAAACGAUUACAAUUCGCAUUGGAUUGCGAGCCCGUUGAGAAAUUCGAGCUGAUGUCAAAAUUGCCUCAAACAGUCAUUCCGUUAAUGUGGGUGGAAGAAUCGGUUCAUUUGAACACAACCUACACGGGAAUAUUUCGAGCCGUUUACAUAUUUCUAUCUGUGAAUUCAUUCAUAAAGUAUUCAACAAUGAUCUUUGGAAUUCUCGGCUUAACAUUCGUGGUGUAUCGAAUCAAAAAUGAGAUGGAUGAGAAGAAGAAUUUAAUACAAACCGUCGCUGCUGCUGUAAAUAAAUCUGCGUCGCUUACAUCUGCAGAAUCCGUAACCAAAUCAGCAAUCAUGACUGCAGAGAAAAUUGUUGCUAAUGGUAAUGCUUGAGAGAAAUGAAAUUGUCAGAAAAAUGGUGGGAAGAAAACUUUUUAUUAUGUAGAAGUUUCAUUUGAGAGUUGGUGGAAUGUAUAAUCGAAAUUUCAUUCUCUUUAGUCACUAAAAUUAUUCUUAUAAAACAUUCAAAUAGAUGGAAAAAAAUUCGUAUAGAGUAAGAGACAAAUGAGAGAUAGUUUAGUUAAGCAGUUCAACCCUUUAAUGUUUUCCUUUCUACCCUCAUAUUAGAAUUUCAAAUACCUUGUCACACAUCUGCUCUAGCAAGCAGGAAAUAAGAUUAGUAAACAACUAAAAGCAGGUUCCAGUUCGAGUCAUUUGAAUAAUGAAAUUUCAAUUUGGAUGCAUUUGAAAUGGAGAGAACCAGACUUGGAUGCGAGGGUAUAAAAAGCUCACAUAAUUUCUUAAAAUUUUUGGCAUUCGUCCAUUAAGUCUUUAAAAACAUAUUUUUUUUGCUUUUCUUUCUGACUUUUCUGAAAUUUGAUAUCGCUUCAGUCUUAAUGUUAUCUAAUAAUAUUUUCAUUGUGAUUUACUUAUGCUAAGCAGACUUGCGAAGCGUUAAAUUUAUCAGAGAGAGGAAUGAAGAAGAAAAACAUUUGUUUUGAUGAUUUAUCUGAUCUGCAAUGAUCGAUUUUCUAGAGGGAUUAUGACACCCACGCAUAUUUCAUUUAAUAAUUUAGAAAGUUCUUGGAGUUCAAAAUCAUUAUAAUCACUUUAAAAGUCAAAGUUCUUUCAAUCAAUUUAGUUAUUGAGUGCACGUGUCAGCAGUUUGAACAUUUUUCCUUAAGAGAUUUUUUAUAAAUGUGUGAAUUAAACUUGAUAUGUGAAAUUCGUGGAUGUAUUACAAAUAGCUUUAGCUCAAAAGCUAACAGUGAAGUUCAACAUCAUGUAUUUUAUGUUCAAACUGUUACCAUUCUUAUCAAACUGAAUAAAUUGAAUGUUUGCAGAGCC
Messenger RNA from Clunio marinus, 2520 nucleotides. Lineage: Eukaryota; Metazoa; Arthropoda; Insecta; Diptera; Chironomidae. The record is from the annotation of a GenBank genome assembly.